UCCUAACGUGACGCAAGGUGGCGCUAGUGUGUCAUUUAUAACCAUAUGUUUCCGAACUUUGUAACAGUCGCAGGAAAACUUCGGACAUAGUCUCGGGAUUUGGGACAUGCAGUAUAAGUAACAUCAUCUUCAGACGUCUGGGAUGAAGAAAUGAAUGAAAUCGAGGUAUUGUGAAGAUGGCCUGAUCCCAGAGCCCCGUCCCACAGACUGACAGGACGGAGAGCAGAGAGAUGGAAGGUGCUUGGGAAAUUGCAUUCGUGCUCUUCCAGGUGUGGCUGUCCAUUGUAGUGGGGCUUAUCGUGUUACCUGCCAUGUUUGGUGUGUCCCUGGGGUUCACAGAUAUCUACAUCAGGGUGCUGGUUAAGACACUGGAGUGGGCGACUCUCAGGAUCCAAAGAGGACAGAAGGAACAGCCAACACUGCCAUCACAGUCAGCCAACGGGAUCAUUGAGAAAGAUGAUGGCUCUAUGGAGGAGGAGAUCGGAGAGCUGCGACGAUCCCAUCCUAAAAAUCUGGUGGGGGGAGACUUUACAAUGUGUGAUGCCUUCUAUUUCUGUAAAAAAGGCAUUGAGAACAUUGUUGAGGAUCAGGUGACUCAGCGCUUCACAUCGGAGGAACUGGCUUCUUGGAACCUCCUCACGCGAACCAACAACAACUUUCGUUACAUCAGUGUGCGGCUUACCAUCAUAUGGGGCCUGGGAGUUUUUAUACGUUACUGUAUCUUGUUGCCUCUGAGGAUCACGUUGGCUGUUAUCGGAUUGAGUUGGUUGGUGAUUGGAACUACUAUUGUUGGAUUGCUACCUAGCAGCAAUGCGAAGAACUGGCUCAGUGAUUUGGUUCAUAUUACAUGCUACAGAAUAUGUGCCAGAGGCCUGUCUGCUACCAUCCGCUAUCAUAAUAAAGAGAAUCGGCCGAAAAAAGGAGGUAUCUGUGUUGCCAACCACACUUCCCCAAUUGACAUUGUCAUUCUGGCGAAUGAUGGAUGUUAUGCUAUGGUAGGUCAAGUUCAUGGAGGCCUCAUGGGGGUCAUCCAGAGGUCAAUGGUGCUGUCCUGUCCCCAUGUGUGGUUUGAGAGAUCCGAGAUGAAAGAUCGCCAUGCAGUUGCCAAAAGGUUAAAAGACCAUAUUGCUGAUAAAACUAAGCUGCCAAUCCUGAUCUUCCCAGAGGGAACUUGUAUUAAUAAUACAUCAGUCAUGAUGUUCAAGAAGGGAAGCUUUGAAAUCGGUAGAACUAUAUACCCAGUAGCAAUCAAGUAUGACCCUCAGUUUGGAGAUGCCUUCUGGAACAGUGCCAAGUACAACAUAGUGAGCUACCUCCUCAGGAUGAUGACAAGCUGGGCCAUCGUGUGCAACGUGUGGUACCUCCCACCUAUGACUCGACAGGAUGGAGAGGAUGCGGUUCAGUUUGCUAACAGAGUGAAAUCAGCCAUAGCACAUCAGGGAGGACUGGUGGAUUUGUCCUGGGAUGGAGGACUGAAGAGGGAAAAGGUGAAAGAGUCAUUAAAGGAGGAGCAGCAGAAGAUGUACAGCAGUAUGAUCGUAGGCUCGGACUUUCAUGAAGCCUCUGUUGGUCCCGCAUAAAUUUCAUCUCACACUAUUUAUGAACUUGAUCUUAAAGUGUGAAACACUUCUAGCUCAGGGACUGGACACAAUCAUUCAGCAUCCAUCGGUGUUGCUCCUUAUGAUUCAGCCAUAUCUUUUUAAACUUGAAAAUGUUUUCUUGAGAUCUGAACUUGUCCUUCUUUGUUUUUAAAUAUGUACAGAAAUCUUAAAAUUGUGAUGAUAUAUAGUCACAAGACAUGCUUAAACACUCAGACUUUCACUUUGUUCUCAAGCGUUGCUGGGAGUUAGUUGUUGUCUCUAGAUUCCCUCACAAAAUAUCCACUUUGUGCAUGUUCAUAUUGUAUUUCUCAGGUCCAGUGGGCUGUUCCUUUUGAGGACACUAGAGGUCACUGUUACCAAAUGAAAGACACAUCAGACAGCUCACUAUAGUGAUUGCCUUUCCUAAUAAAAUAAUGAAAUUAAAUAUUCAUCUCUCCAAGCAUCAAUCGUUUAAUUUCACAUGAUAUUUAGCAGUCCUAUUAUAGUAGCCUACCGCUCCUGUUCUCAAAGUACACAACGUGAGCAAAAGCAGCGUAGAAUGUAAAUACACAAUUACAUUAAGCCUUUUCGGCCCUCCGCGAAAAGGCAAAUCUGUCUCCCUGGUGUCAAUUAGUGAUGGGUGAUGCACAAAGCACCAUUGAGCUCUUGAUUGCAGCAGCACCAGCUCAUUUUACUUAGAGCUCCAUUGAAACGUCUGCCAUUAUAAAGUCAUUAGGCGCUAAGAUUUCGCUGCGGAAAGUGGACAGAAAGUUUCCCAGCACGGGGAAAAGAAGAGGGUGAAGUCACAGUAAAUUCAAAGAGGAGACGGUGAGCAAUAUGUGCUUGCGGCGAUGGCAGUUUAAUAAAGAAAGCAUAGAGUGUGAAAUAGAACAUAGUUAUUCUCUGGCACAGAGGGCUGGAGCAGGCUUAGCUUUCUCUCUUUCUCUCCGUCUCAUCCUGAGACGAUCCACAAGCCCCCGCGAAAGGCAGCGGCGGGCUUUAAUAACAGUCCUGCAACUUAAAUUGCUUGAACAGAAAUGUUUGUUCUCCCCUAACAGGAUUGUAAAUUAUUAAUCGGAUCUGAAGCCGAUUUUAUAACCUGAUUGUUGAGGUGGGAUUCUCCACGAGCAGUGCUCUGGCACACCAUUUACUGUGAUGUAUGUGUCUGCACAUCUUUAUAUCCAAUUUAAUGUGAUUCGGAUAGAUUUCAAAGCGACAUCAUAAAAAGCAUGGAAGUGACCCCGGCAGAGCCUCGAAUGUAGACUCCGAGCGACAGGCGGCCACGUCUCGGUAUUUUGAUUCGAUUUUCCCGAUUUCUGUUUUUACCCAGAUGUGAUCUAUACAAAUGUAAUGCCAGUACACUCAGUAAAUAUGAAUGAAUCACUAAAUUAGAUCAUUUUCCUGGAGAAUGUAGUUCAAGCUGGACAUCAUUUUAAAUCACAGUUUGCCUGGAACUGACUGGCUUACCUAAUCAGAAGGGUAAAUGACCUCGCUUCUGCCUUGGACCUGCCAUUAGUUAGAGCCGAAUGUUUUUUAAAUACAUUGGUCCACCAUCUUUUCUGUGACUCGAGUGGACCUCCUACACUAAUGCAUGAGAUCUUGAGGUACAAUACGUCUCUGAGGGAAAAAUCAAUAGAGGAAUACUGGAAGAAGUGUUCUGCAGACUCUCGAAAAGCUCGGCACCUCACGAGGAGUUUAGUGUUUUAGAAUAUGCUCAAAUACAACCUGGAUAAAGCAUUAGCCUACACAUGAUUGGAAAGCAUCUGCUCAUUCUUUGCAUUUGAAUUAAAUCAUUUA
Sinocyclocheilus grahami is the source of this 3377-nucleotide messenger RNA. Its product is annotated as glycerol-3-phosphate acyltransferase 3. NCBI's taxonomy places the organism in Eukaryota, Metazoa, Chordata, Actinopteri, Cypriniformes, Cyprinidae. Bases 231 to 1580 code for a protein of 449 amino acids. The transcript is spliced from 13 exons. Gene Ontology annotation, molecular function: glycerol-3-phosphate O-acyltransferase activity. The record is from RefSeq and is a predicted model, not a curated record. Gene Ontology annotation, biological process: triglyceride biosynthetic process. Gene Ontology annotation, cellular component: endoplasmic reticulum.